UCACACUUGCUGUUAUUGGCAAGUACAGAAAGGUGACACUGCGGCGAAGAAAAAAGACGAAAUUACGCUAAAGCAGACCGUAGUUUGCGGCGCACGCAAACAUGACUUCGUUGGGAAGGGCUCUUGGUGUCUUUAAGGCAGGAACACAGCUGCUGCAGCGUGGUCCACGAAGAAUAAUGACCAGAAACGCCAGUGGCGGAGUGCACAUUGAGCCUCAGUACCGACAGUAUCCUAUCCUGACCAGAAAACAGCGGAUCGACUCAGAGGUCCUCAGUGGUCUCAUGUGGUUCUGGGUUUUGUGGCACUUCUGGCAUGAGCCGGAUGCAGUACUGGGUCACUUCUCCUGGCCUGAUGCCUCUGCCUGGACAGACGAAGAGCUUGGAAUCCCACCAGAUGAUGAAUGAGGCGAGAUCCUCAAUUAUUCCUUUAUCACAGAUGGACAUGAUUCACACUGCUGGAUAUCAUCAGGAGGUCCUGAAAGCAAUUGUUGUACAUAACUAAUAAAAUUAAAUCCAUUAAAUGUG
Molecule: messenger RNA, 524 nt
Organism: Thalassophryne amazonica
Lineage: Eukaryota; Metazoa; Chordata; Actinopteri; Batrachoidiformes; Batrachoididae
Gene: ndufb2
Product: NADH:ubiquinone oxidoreductase subunit B2
Exons: 4
Coding region: 102-404 (100 amino acids)
Cellular component (GO): mitochondrial inner membrane
Source: RefSeq, a predicted model, not a curated record